Micromonas pusilla CCMP1545 is the source of this 2657-nucleotide messenger RNA. RefSeq lists its product as uncharacterized. The transcript has a single exon. The record is from RefSeq and is a predicted model, not a curated record. NCBI's taxonomy places the organism in Eukaryota, Viridiplantae, Chlorophyta, Mamiellophyceae, Mamiellales, Mamiellaceae. Bases 1 to 1953 code for a protein of 650 amino acids.
AUGUCGUGCCAGCGCGUCCUCGCGACCGCGUCGACGUCGUUCGCGCGCCCUCACGCGCGCGCGCACGCCGUCCGCGCGCGAUCCCGCGUCGCGCCGCCGCCGCCGAGUCGCGGGUCGCGUCUCCGCGUCGACUCCGCCGUGGGAUCUUCCCUGGACGAGCCCGUCGUGUCGACGUCGACGUCGUCGCCGUCGCGCGGCGCGAGGACGAGCGAUAGCGAGAAAGCCGCGCUGUCGAUCGUGGACAGCAACGACGACGUGUUCGCGGAGUACCUCGACUCGCAGGUGGAGCUCGUCGCGCACGCGCUCGGCAGAGGCGCGCGCGCGAUGCUCUACCUCCGCGCCGAGGACGACGCCGGGUCGCUGCGGCUCGCGGAGGUGUCGUGCUACCCGAAGCGGCGACCCCACAGCAGCUCCGGCGAGAACUGGAACGAGGACCACGACGAGGACGACGACGACGGCGAUUACGCGCACUCCCUCGAGCGCCUCUCCGGCGAGAGUGGCGGCGACGCGGCGCGAGACGCCGCCGCGGAGACGUCGCAGGCCAUCACGCUGAGCGGCCGCGGCGGGUCGUUCGACGGCUCCGUCGACGAAUUCGACGUCGAGGGCGGCGCGACGACGACGAGUCAGCAGACCAACGCGGAGGCGCUGCUCGUGAAGCAGCGCGUGUUCGCGCUGCCGUCCACGAACGCGCUCGUCGUCCCGCUGAGCCGCGAUAACGCCCUCGUCGGCCUUCUCGUCGGCGAGAUGCCGGAGGGGGGCGGGUGGAAGCGUAGGGUGAGCGCGCGCACGCGCGCCAAACGCGCCAAGGAGGGCAGCAUCGGGUUCGAGUCCGAGCCCGAGGUGGAGGUGCUCGAGGAAGCGGCCGGCGCGAAGGACGCCGCGGACACCGCGGAGGUGUUCGGCGACCGCAGACAGGCGGCGCUGACGGCCGCCGCGCGCGCCAUCGUCGCCGCGUGGGCGAUGCACCGCCGCGCGGAUUACGCCACCGCCGCCGCGGUGCGAAGCGACCGCCGCGUCGCCGGGUUCACGUACGCCGCGAAGGAGCCGCUCACGGCGCUGAAAACCCUCGGCGGGAUGCUCUCGUCGCACCUGAAGCCGGACACGCCGUCGCGGGACAUGGCGGAGGCGAUGCUCGCGCAGGGGGAGACGUUGGCGUCGCUCUCCGAGGAGCUCGAGAGCGCGUUGUACCCGGCGAGCGCCGUGGAAGAGCUCGCGUCGGGCGCGCGCGGACUCGGGUCUGGGUCCGCGGGUCUGGGUCAGAGGAGGGGGAUGAGCGCGGGGCUCCCGAGCGGCGAGCGCGCGAGGCGCGCGCCGCUGUUGCCCGCGCCGGGGACGACGACGACGUCGACGACGACGUCGACGACGACGUCGACGACGACUCGGGGCGCGAUUGGCGCGUCGUGCGACGUCACGCCCAUCGUCGCCGGUUUGCUCGCGUCGUCCGAGGUGCUCGCGAAACCCGCGGGAGUGACGAUGACCGCGACGUUCCCGCCGCCGCCGACCAAGGCGCUCGUCGCCGCGGACAGCAGGGACGUCCACGAGGCGCUCGCGCUCGUGAUCGACGCGAUGCUGGUGGCGGCGCCGAAGGGCGCGGAGGUGACGGUUGUCGUCAGCGCCAACGGCGGCGCCAAGGGCGGCGUCGUCGUCGCCGCGUCCGUCACCGCGCACGGGGACGACGACUCUUGUCGCGCGGGGGCGUUGGCGGACGCGGUGGACGGGUUGGAUCUCGACGCUAAGAGCGCGGGGGAGACGCGGAGUUUGAAGAUUGCUCGGAGUUUGGUGGAGGACGCGGGGGGGAUAUUUCACGCGUUGCCGUCGCUGCCGCCGCGGGUGGCGCGCGUGGAGUUGUGGCUUCCCGCGGCGGCGGCGGCCGCGGCGGCGUCGUACGACGAGGACGACGACGCGGAGGAGGAGGGGGGGGAGGAGGAAGAGGACGACGCCGUGGACGUGUGAGCAGGGUGCCCGCCUUAUACAGACAGACCUAGCUUAUCGUCGUAAAGGGAACCUGCAACUACGCCGGGCAGACUCGGAGAAAACAUUCGCCGCCCUCCCGCCCGCCGCGCGAAAGGUCCAUUCCAAUAAAUCUCUCGCCGUCGCGUCGCACAUAUCGCCGGCCGCGCGACGACGACCGGGGGCGCCGCCGCGGUUCUGAGCGUCGUCCGCGCGCGAGAUGACGGGCACGGCGACGACCCCGCCCGCGGUCGCGUCCGGGAAGAAGACCCGAGGCCCGAAGCCGAAGCCGCGGCAGCUCGGGCAGUGCUCGCAUCUGAAAACUUUCCUCGCGCACGGCGGCACGAGGGUGUUCGCGCCGCUCGCGCGGUGCUGCCUCGCCGCGAAGUUCCCAGGGCAGAUGCCGAAGACGAGGAUGGACGCGACGAUGGUGCGUCGGAGGCGAUAUUCUCGACUCCGCUCGCGCGACGGACGCGACGCGAACCGAGCCGAACCGACGUGGGGCCCGCGACGUCCCCGCCAUCCCCGCCGAUCGCGCGACCGCCGAUCGAUCGACCGAACGAUCGAACGAACGAUCGAACGAACGACCCUCACCUCGCCCGUCCCCGCCCACCCCCCCGCCCCAGGCGUGCCUCGGCUGCGCGAAGCUCUGCACGCGCGCGCAAGCCCCCGCGCACAUGAAAUCCCAACCCCCGCCGCCCGCGGGG